Messenger RNA from Limulus polyphemus (Atlantic horseshoe crab), 656 nucleotides. RefSeq lists its product as uncharacterized. The record is from RefSeq and is a predicted model, not a curated record. NCBI's taxonomy places the organism in Eukaryota, Metazoa, Arthropoda, Merostomata, Xiphosura, Limulidae. The transcript has 5 exons. Bases 54 to 521 code for a protein of 155 amino acids.
CAGAGAUACCGGAACAAGAUAAGUCGUCUCAUCAACAGCUGAAAGUGUUCGUAAUGGAGAAAUACUGUAAAAUCUUGACUCUUCUCGGCGUCGUCGGAAUCUGUUUCCUGUUGGUUACAUCAGCACAGGAAGACGUCACUGAUCUUUUGAAAGACCUACUGACCAAAAAAAAGACGCUCUACUACAUCAAGACUUUGAUCCAAGACGUGGACAACAGCUUAGAAUCCCUUCGAAAGCGUUCCUGUGGUGCCUUCAGUUUGCCUGGUAUGAACUGCGACUUAGUAGAUCUAAAAGGCAUCAGUCAGGACCAGGACCACUGGGAGAACGGUAUGACACCUGGUAGACGACAGACGCCUCAACACUUUGCUGGUCGUGUCAAUGUUCCGUCUAAGACACACAACACCCAACGACGCUCGUGCAAACUCGGCACUCCCGGCAACGACUGUAUCUUGAAGGAUGUAUUGGGUGGACUGGAUGACCAGGAUAUUUGGAAGGACGGUUUUGGACCCGGUAAAAAGUAAUCAAAGGAGCUUACGAAACGACGAUAUUGACUCUCUGACCACACCACCGAACAAGGAACUACUUUCUUCUAAUGUAUUCCUACACUUUUUUUUUCCUUUUGAAGUUUUCGGAUUAAAAAUGAGAAUUUUCUAAUA